AUGAAGAGAGCUGUUACAGGAGAAAGAAAUCCGCGCGUCUCUUUCAAUGGACAAGGAUUAAUGGAACGAAAUGGCAGUAGAACUCGUCAUUCACAUGAGUUUUCCCGGGGAAGAAGACCCGCAUUUGAUAGAAAUGGGGCAGGAACACAUGUACAACGAGGAAGAGAUUCUAAUCCUCUCAAUUAUAGGGCCUUAGAAAAAGUGUGUGAUUCAAACUCUCCUGACGAGGGAAUUUUGGAUCUUUUCAACAAAUCUAAACGAUUUGAAGCUCUACUAGAGGCAGAAGAAAUACGACCCGAUCUGAUGAAGCUUGUUAUUCGAGCUAUUCACAUGUGCUGCUUACCGAAUGAUAAAAAGGAGAUUGCUAAUAAACUUCUGCGCAUGGUAAUUAAAACAAAUUUUUUACAGUUGCAUCUAACUAAGUUUAUCAGCCAGAUGUCCAAUGUCUCGGCGUUUAGUGACAAUUACCAGCCUGAUAGACUGGUCUUGCUGUUAGCAGAGGUUUUCUUGGAGUUGCUGCAGAGAUUUGAACAGGACGUAAUUCACUUCAUUCCCAGUGCCCAACUGAAUGAGACGGUGGGUAAUCUGAAGAGUAAGGGUGUCCUUGGAGACGCAGAGAGGUUAGAGAAGAAACUUCAUCAAGUCAAGGAGUACAAAGAUGACAUAAAUCGCCGCAAAACAGUUCGCCAGAAUCAAUCUCAUCGAACUCCACCCGAGGAUUUUCGAACAAUGAGCGUGGUUCCCCAAGCCGCAGAUUUAAGACCUUACAGCAAGCCUUUCCUUCGUGAAAACGUUGUAGAUGGAAAGUACUUAGACCAGGAUCAUUAUUUAGACGUGCAAUUUCGACUUUUAAGAGAAGACUUCAUCUUGCCUUUGCGCAAUGGGAUAGAACAACUUCAGAAGUCCUACAAUCCGGGAGCAGGGAACGUAAACCACAGUAAACGGGCGCGAAGCGUUCGCGUGUACCAUGACGUCACAUUAAUGUAUCCCGUAUGCAGCGGAAAGGGUAUGGUUUACAGAAUCCGGUUCAACUCGUCUCACCCGGAUGUAGUUCGCGUGAGAUGGGAGAAGAGCAAGCUUCUCAAACUGGGCUCUCUUCUUUGUCUUUCAUCAGACGAAUUUCGCACUCUUUUAUUUGCGAUCGUGGAGAAUCGAGAUUCACGCGACCUCUGUGUUGGCGAGCUUGAAGUGCGAUUUGAAGACGUUCAGUUCGAAAACCUGAAUCGGUUUAUUGAGGAAAAAAAGAAGUUUGAUAUGGUAGAAUCCCCAGCGUUCUUUCAAGCCUACAGGCAUGUUUUGGAAGGUUUGCAAGAAAUUGAGCCGGGUGGACUUCCAUUUGAAGAACACAUUGUACAAUGCAAUCAAGAUGUGGAGCCACCUGCGUAUGAAAUUAACACCGGUGGUUUGUUCGACAUGAGUGGAAUGAUAGGAGAAGGAGUGGACUCAACGGCUUCUCAACCAAGUGCCGGUGAUGACAGUAAUGAAGCUUCCGAAAAUAGCAGCCAAGUAACCAACCGACCCGCUCGUGUCGAGAAUAUUUACGACUUGGAACUCAAUCCAGAAGAUCUGGGCUUCAACGAGUCACAGAUGAGCGCAUUCAAAAUGGCACUGACCAAAAAGUUCGCCGUCAUUCAAGGACCGCCAGGGACUGGGAAGACGUACGUUGGUCACAAGAUAGCACGUGUUCUUCUACAGAGCGCCCCUAUGUGGCAGAAGGAUAGUGAACCGUCACCAAUUUUGAUGGUGUCGUACACGAACCACGCCUUAGACGAUUUCUUGGCCGGCCUACCGAUGGAAGGUAAAGUUACAAAAGGGGGGCAUCUUACAUGUGUGAGAACUUUUGGGGCUCAAAGUCACUAACAAAGGGCCAAAGACUAAAACUGAGCUUUUCUAGAAUCGUUACGUUUGCUCUGAAACACUUCUUGAGUGUUUGAGAGAACUUAGGCUACCCUUUUAACCAAUCAGAUGCAAUGCAGUGGUUUAGCAGUGUCGAUAAGAGUACACACCACACUUAACCAAAGUCGAUUUUUUUUAUCACAAUAUGGACAUCAAAACGAGUCUUUCAGUUAGUGACCAUUGCAUGUCUCGUUGGCGCGAGCGACGUUGUCUGUACUCUUUUCGACAACGGCAAAUUGGCCAAUCAGAUUACGACAUUACUGCAUACUGUGGUAAAAAAGUAAAUACCUGUGUGUAUAUAAAUGCGUUUAAUUAUAUUUUUUCUGGAAUGUAUUACCCAUAAUAGGUAUUGUGCGCGUUGGUGGACGUUGCAGUGAAAAGUUGGAGCACUGCUCCCUGAAGGCUCGGCGGAAUGAAGCUGCUGACAACAAGGAAACUCCAUAUACAAUCUACAGUGCAAGAAGAAGUGCCCAAGACGAAAUCAGAGAACUAAACAAAGAAGGAUCCCUCGAUCUUUGUGUUACUGUCCUAAAAUUUUCCAGAAGAAGGAUUCUCACCUUUCAAAUUUUAAUGAAAUUCAUGAUGGUUCGUCAUGUCAAAUGGUUCAACAAAUUUCCACACAGCAACGAUUAUUUGUUAUGUGAAUGGUUGGGGCUGCACUUCGUUGCUAAGCGAAAUGAUACCAAGAACAGUGACUAUGAAGCAAAAAUGGAGAAAGUUUUUCAGACGCAGGAGUCAGCUCGGAACUUCGAAGAUAACGAGGAGGAAAGAGAAAUCCAACCUUCAGAUGUAACUAUCAGUACAACUGAAGACAUCCAAAAACCGGUUUUCCUUCGUAACCAUCUUCUUCGAGAGGAAGUCAUUAGUGGGCAGAAAAGUAAUAUUUUCAACUUGUUGAAAUUGUCGCUACCCGAACGAUGGAAUCUGUACAGAUUGUGGCUUCAGAAAGCAGAGAAAUACUACAUGAGGAAACUUCAGAGCAAACAGCCAGAUUACGAAAGAGCAUUGGCGCGUAAGUUUGAAGUGAUGCAAGAAGAAGACUUUCAUGUUCUCCAAAGUGCGAAGAUCAUUGGAAUGACCACCACUUGUGCCGCCAAAUACCGCCGUAUACUCCAGCGGAUACGCCCUAAAAUUGUACUUGUUGAAGAAGCCGCUGAAGUAAUGGAGGCCCACAUAAUUACGUCACUGACCAAAGACUGUCAACACCUGAUUUUGAUUGGUGAUCACAAGCAACUCAGACCUAAACCGGAAGUGUAUGUCUUAGCCAAGAAGUACCAUCUGGAUGUGUCCCUGUUUGAGAGAAUGGUGAAUGUGGGACUUCAGUGUGAGACCCUCAACGUACAACAUCGUAUGAGACCUGAAAUUGCCGCCUUGAUGAAACACAUUUAUGACGAUCUUGAGAAUCACAAGACAGUGGAGAAAUAUAAAGAUAUCAGAGGAAUGAAGAAGAACAUGUUCUUUAUCAACCACAGUCAUUUAGAGAAUCCCUGCGAAGAUUCGUACAGCCACGUGAAUGAUCACGAAGCUAAGUUUGUGGUGGCCUUGUGUCGGUAUCUGUUACAACAAGGUUAUAAAGCCCAUCAAAUUACCCUUCUGACAACCUACACAGGACAAAUGUUCGCCAUCAGAGACUGCGUCCAAGUGAGACAAAGGGACGACCUCAGCCAAGUGCGUCUUACAACAGUUGACAACUUUCAAGGUGAAGAAAAUGACAUCAUUCUUCUAUCGCUCGUGCGCAGUAACGAAGAAGACGAGGCUGGGUUCAUCAAGAUGGAAAACCGUGCAUGCGUGGCGCUUUCUCGUGCUAAAGAGGGCUUUUACUGUAUUGGAAACUUCACCCUUCUCUGCAAACACAGUGAAGUCUGGAACAAAAUUGUCGACGAUUUAAAAGCAAGUAGUAGCUUUGGAGAGUCUUUAACUCUCAUCUGUCAAAGCCACAAUGAAGAGAUCACAGCAGAAACAGCCGAAGAUUUCGAAGGAAAAGCUCCUGAAGGGGGAUGUCAGCGUCCCUGUGAAGUGCGCCUGAAAUGCGGGCAUGCAUGCAAACGGUCAUGUCACCCAAAUGAUGUCGAUCACUUGGAAUAUCGGUGCGGAGAGCCGUGCGUUAAGAAAAUCGUUGGCUGUGACCACACGUGUUCAAAGCUUUGCUGGCAGAAAUGCGACACAUACUGUCAAGUGGUGGUGGAGAAGGCUUUACCAUCCUGCGGGCAUAAGACAACCGUGAAAUGCGGAGAUGAUUUGAAGAAGGUCCAGUGCCGAGUGACGUGCGAUAAAAAGCUACCCUGUUUCCACCGCUGUCAGAGCUACUGUAGUCAACCUUGCACAAGAAAAUGCCAAGAGCUUGUCAAGAGAAAAGAUUGGCCUUGUGGUCAUGAAGUUGAGAUUGCUUGCUCGGCAACUCCGGCAGAUUGCCCAGUCCUUUGUGGUGCCACUUUGGAAUGUGGUCACCCGUGCCCCGGGAAGUGUGGCGAGUGUCGCAUGGGUCGAGUUCAUAAGCGCUGCAAACUGAAGUGUAGCCGUGUAUUGGUCUGCUCUCAUGUCUGCAAGGCAGGGUGCACAAGCUCUUGCCCGCCUUGCACGGUAUCUUGCGAAAACCGUUGCGUGCAUUCGAAAUGUGAUUUCCAGUGUGGGGAGGCUUGCAAGCCUUGCGCUGAAAAGUGCAAGUGGGAAUGUUUUCAUUUCAAGUGUAGCAAGUUGUGUGGUGAAUUGUGCGAUCGCCCAAGAUGUGACAGGCCCUGCAAGAAGUUCCUCAAAUGUGAAAAGAAGGGUCGUCGCCAUCGUUGUCGAGGUUUGUGUGGAGAGCAAUGUAUUUGUGCUGUGUGCAUGAAGAACGAUGGCGACCCGAUCACCCAAAUUUUUUUAGGUAGAGAAGACGAAUCUGGUGCACGUUUUAUUCAGCUUCCGGACUGCAAACACAUCUUCGCAGUAAAAGAUCUUGAUUAGUAAGUAUGAACAAUUUGUUAGCUUUUUGCCAAAAAUGCUGCAUUAUGACUUGGUAAGCCCCAUUAAGCUUUGACAACAUUAUGGGAUUUUGUUUUGGAACAAACCGGUGCUAUUCUUGUCGAAACUGUUAUGCUAAGCCCUGGAUCUAUGACUGAAUUAAAUUGAUGAGGAUUAGUGGGCUAUAGUUCGGCGGCUCCCAUUGAGUCUUUGAGAAACAGUAAAAGGAGGUCCGUAGUUCGGGUAGAAGUAAUUGUAAAGCAAGACAGUAUAGGAAUGAUUGAACCUCUUAUUUGAAAAUUAUCUAUUUUACUUUCCUUAACCCUAGAACUUAACUAUAUCUUUGUCUUGGAUCAAAAUGUUUCGUUAAAUGUGAAAGUUAUACAGACUGGUUCGUUAAAUAGAUGUUGAAUUGAGUGGGUAGCAGAAACAGGCCGUUUCCUCAUUACGAACUAGCACAACUACCUCUCAGCUCAGAUGUCGAUAGGUAAAUAAGAGUAUAAAGUUUAAAUUUGUUUAUCGAGCUUUGAUUAUAACGAUUCCGAACAAGCAAGAUUAGAUAAUAAUGAUAUUUUUACCGUAAUUUUUUGUAGCUACAUGGACAUGCCCAUUAACAGCGAAGAUAAUCGUCACAUGAUUCAACUGAAAACUUGUCCUCGUUGCAAGACUGCUAUCCGAAGGAGCCAGCGAUACGGUAAUGUUAUUAAACAGCAGCUGCUCGACAUUGUGAAAGUGAAGGCCAAGGUCAACGGGAAUCAGGAUGAGAUCGAAACCACGAGAGAAGAUUUGAAAGAACGUUUGCGAGUUUUACGGCCGAAAUUUGCAGCUGAGGAGGAGCGGAGCGUAUUGAUGAAACGUGUCAACAAAAUAUCCAACUCAGUAGUGGCAGUUGUAGUCACAAACCAGGUGAUGCUGAUGGAGCGAUUUCUCCCGAUAGACCGGAAGCUUAAAGCAAAGCUUCCCAACAACAGGAGUCAAUCAGAAGGUAUGUUUACAAGCGUGUUUUUUCGUUUGGCGCGUUUUGAAUCCUUGUAUUUAAAAAAUGUCUGAGAGACAGGCCUCUGUUGUGGCCAAUUAAGUUGCUGAAACCAAAUGUCUUGCAAUACCCCACCCCCCCUCCCAACGGACUGACUACCUCGCUGACUGUAACACAUCCUCUCUCAAGUAAAGGUGAAGGUUUUGAACUUUAAGCUUGAGUUAAUGUUAAGAUGUAUAAGGAAACUGGGGUGGAUAUAAGGGGGGGGGGGGGAGGGAGGGGGCGGGGGUUUUCUUUUGACGGCGAAGGGAUUGACUCGGUUUAUCGAUUAUCCUACUCUGAUUAAAGAAAAAGAUGGAAGUAAACCCUUUUUGCAUUAUUUGGUUGCUAGGUUUGACUCUCCAGGAGGAGUUGGAGUAUUUAAAAACACGUGCAAUAUCUGGAACAGUCUCGGAGAGAGAGCUGUGCGACAUAAACUUGGAAUUUACAAGGAUUAAUCUGCGAUUCGAACUGUGUCUGCUGAAACACAACAUUACAGAACUCAACUUGACGCUGAUGGAAUCGCAUGGUAACCUUUUGAGAGAUGUGCAGGAUGAGCUGUCCAGCGGUAAACUUAUACAAACCGAGAGGCUUGACGAACUACUAGAGAUGUUAUCGGGAAUUAGGUGGGUAUCAGAUGAUAACUUUCGUUUUAAGACAAUCAUAUCAGAUACAACGUGACCUUCUCCCAACCCAGGAGUUUUAAAAGACACUGAAAACUAUCAGCAAAGCCCGACGAAAUGGUUGGGGUAACUGAAAUGAAGUAUCUAAAACAAAAAAGAAGUUAGAAAAUUUGCUAUUCGCUUCUGUCUGUGAAAAAUGUUAUCUAUAAUAGAUAGAUUUAGAAUCACGUUUACGAGCGAGUCAUUUGCCUUUUGCCGUUUUCGUACUUUUUUUCUAAAUCUCUCUAAUAUUAUGAGUGUCUUCACAUUUUGUUACCUUACUUGUGGGCAGCGUAAUCCCGAGUGGGAUUCCUGUGGGGGGGCGAUUUGUUUCGGCUGCCUUUUGUGAAGGAAACAAAAUCUUGAAAUUUGUGACUUCUAAGGUACAGUAAGGUCGUAAAAACUAAAACAGUAACGUCGAUGGAGAUAGUGUAAAACAAAUUAGUUUCCUCUUUGUUUAUUAUAGGAAGGAUUACCCAAGUCUUAGGCCGAUAACGCCAGAAGAGAGACAACAAAUCGUAUCUGCCAUGGGCUUUAAACAAGGUCAUUGGUUCAAAUGUCCAAACGGACAUCCCUACACUAUAGGUGAGUGUGGUGGUGCCAUGCAGAAAAGCACGUGCAAUGAAUGCGGAGCUGUGAUUGGUGGAGCACAUCACAGACUGGAAGACGGAAACCAAUUAGCUCCUGAGAUGGAUGGUGCGAGACACGCGGCCUGGUCAGAACAAGCGAACAUGGAAAAUUACAGGAUCGUGGAUGAGGCGUAAAAGGUUUAAAACUGAGUUUAAAAUGUAAUCGGCAGCUUAUUAAUUAUACAUUCAGUAGACUAGGCGGUGUAACAUGAGGGGCAAAGCUAAAAUAAUUGUCAUUUGUUGCUGUACGUCUCGCGUGCAUGGAGUAGGCCAAACGUCCGAGAAUUUUAUACAAGUUUGUAGAAGAUAGUUUGAUUUCCCCUGCAUAUAAAAAUACGGUGCGGGCUGUAAGUGAACCAAAACGAGCGCCACAGAACGCUGGAAAAGAAGCACUAAGCAGAAAGCGAAUGGCGCGUCGUUACGAAUGACGAACACAACAGUCAAACGUCGGGCAUGCGCGAAGGGAUCAAUUCUGGCUUGUCGCGCGCCAAAUUACCGCGCAAAAUAUCAAAGGAUAAACUUAAGAAGCAACCGCUCUCUCGCUGAAACAGUGAAAGAAAACUGAAGCGUUCAUAGAAAUCUCUAAAAAGAACCGAAAGUAGAGAAAAGGAAAAUUCAAGGCUUUGGAACACAAAACUUAUGCAAGUACGGGUAUCCUGUUAUUUUACCAUUCUGUUUUGAACUUUACCAAAAAAUUAUUAGCUUUUAAAACACCAUGACUAACUGCCUUGUGUCGCUGUUAGUCGUAACUUGCGUGAGACAACUUUGCUCUGACAGCCUGAAAGCACGUUACCUAGUCGUUGCAAUAUUCGCCCAUGCGCAGACGUUUGACGGCUUGGUUGUUGUUACGCGGCGUGUAAUGCAUUUUUUUUCGAAUCGGAAAAAUAGGGUUAGGGUUCAGCGUUUUCUUAGAGAAAAUUUCAAAAAAAAAACCCCAGCGAUUAUUAGAAGAAAAGAAUAUUCUUGGCUUUUAUUUCCUUAAAAAAUUAGAUAUUGCGUUAGAAAGAGCAUGCUAAGCGGGCUAUUGUGUGGAAGUUUCAAAGUCAGCUCUUUUCGAGAAAAUUCUCUCCGAAUAUUGAAACAAGUUGAUUUUUUCGCUGAAAAAAAUGGACCAAUUAAACUAGAUUUAGAGGAUGCUUUCAAACGCUUACCUAGGAAGUCUAAUAAAACAAAAGACUUCAUGUUCAUGGGCAUUAAUAUGUUUUGGGCCCUACUCAAAUUCAUUUUAGCCCAAGCCGCCGGGCAGGUGUGAAAAGGAUUCUAAGAAGAGCUGAAAAAUAUUCAUUCCCAAAAUAUUAACUUGAUUACUAUCAUAAUCAUUCUUAUUGUCGCUUUAGAGGGCUUUGAGAAAAUAAAAUCUGGAAAAAAAUGACAACAAAGCAGUCUCAACAAUUGCACAUGCGUGUAAAUGGGCCAAAUUCUCUUUAGACACUGGUGUCCGAUUUUGGACGCUAGUGUCCGAUUAUAGACACUAAUGUUUGGUUGUAGACAUGCACCAUUGUUUCAUUUUAGACACUAUCGUUGGAUUUUAGACACUGGUGUCUGAUUUUGGACUCUAGUGUCAGAUUUUAGACACUAGAGUACAAUUUUAGGCACUAGUGUCUGAUGUUGUCCGAUUUGGGACGCGAGUGUCUGAGCUGAGACACUGUUGUCUGAUAUCAGACACUAGUGUUCGCUUUUAGACAUUAGUAUCUAAUUUUUUUAGACAAACGUGUUCUAUUUUAGAGACUAGUUUUCGAGUUUAGACACUAGUGUUCUAUUUUAUACACCAGUGUCCAAUUUUGGACACUAGGGUCCAAUUUUAGACACUUGUGUCUGAUUUUGGACUGUGGUGUCCGAUGUUGUUCGAUUUUAGACAAUAAUAAUUCCGCGAAGUAAACUGCCACAAAGACCUAGUAGUACCAGUCACGUUCGAUUUUGUUGCGUGACAUCUCCUAUCAAUCACGAAUAUGUCUUGUCUCGAAAUCAGAAUAUUUUGCGAAAUAGUAUUAGCUUGUGGUGAAAAGUGAUCCUUGUUUUCCCACCUCUAUAAUCCUUUUGUUCUCGCAAGAAGUGAUUCUGAUUACUUCUAAGGAGAUCCAGGUAAUGAAAAUUAAAUUUAACGGCGCAUGCAGAAUACCUACGGCCAACUUGCGCAUAAACUACUUGACCUAGAGAUGAAACAUGGUUGUGAACUUAUAAUUAUUGGUCUUGUAGCAAUGUAAGGUUUCUCUUAUCUCCAGCAAAUCACAAUCAUCCAUCCAACCCACAGACUAAUAAUCGCAAGUAAAAUCUACAAAAUAGCACAAAAUAGUAUCCUGCGCUUAUUAAAUUGCUGUUUGCAAAAUUCGUCAAUUUAGACACUGCAAUCCAAAUCGCUCUUCCCCCUGCACAAGCCAGAUUCCACUACUCUCCGUUACUAUGUCACGUUUCACCUCGCAGUUGCUCAAUACAUAUUUGCACCGUAACAUGAUGAUCUUCGUUUACAGAGUUUACUCGCACUUGCAUCUGAUAACAAACCUUUAGGUUUCCUGCCUCGGAACGGAAAUACCUCUGAACGCAUUUUAUGUGACUGAAGUUUGUUUUUGACUGAUUGAUAUUAAAGACAUGUGGCAAUAAAUUCCACAAAUUUUCUUCAGUCAUGAAAGCACAUGAUUAUUUUCGUCCGCUUCUCAUCGAUCCAGCCGCCAAUGUUUACACGGUUCUUGUUUUACAUCAGAUAAAAAAAAAAUCAAAGCGAUUAACAAUAUUAGCUUUGUGCCUGAACUCGAUAAAUGUUUGUUCACUUGGAAGGUGAUAUUUCAAGCAACGAUGCUUGAAAAUAUGACAUAAACUCUAAAAAAGCCUCUCGAUCGUUUUAUGCGCGGUUACUACUCCAAUUUGGUUUCGCGCUCGGGAUAGUUCGGGACAACUCAUUACCACAGUGAUUACAUCUAAUUGAGUGAGUGAGCCAGUGACUCAUUUGCUCAUCGGAGUCCCAACAGAGACUCGUUUGCACGAGUCAAAAACUGAUGCUUCGGAGAGUCGUGAAAAAGUCACGCUAGAUCCUUUCACAGCUGAUUCAUCGUGUUUUUUAUUGUUGUUGUAUAGACACUACUAACGAGUAAAAUCCUCUCUUCCCACAUAUAACUCUUAGUGUAAUGAUUCUAACUGAAGUUGAAAUUCGAUUCGUUUGCGUGUCAACUCUGAACAUUCAACCAAUCACGAGGAAGAUGCUUUUCUCGGAAUUGAUAUGAUGCCUCGAAGAAGCUUCCGCGAAAGGUAAACACUAAAUAAUGUGUUAAUUUUGUAUGUCUGUUACGGAGGAAGUUCUUUUCAACAGCUCUUAACAAGGUCAAGGUAUGUAGAAAUAGUAUUUAUGUAUGCGGAAAAUUGAUUGUAGUGCGGUGUAGAAAACAACUGGUGCAGCAAAGUUACAGUUUAGCGCAGAGGAGCCUUGAAAUUACAUCGUGCAGUUACGUUGGAUAACAUUGAUUUUAUCCACUGGAAAACCUGCACGUUUUUGGCAGUGUUUAGAGCUGUAGUCUAAACAUAGAGAUCUAGCUAACUGAAAAUCGAAAAGCAGUUUCCUGUUCAUGUAACUGUAUGACAAAUAUAUAAUGCUUACAAGCUUGAAAUGAGGAUGAUUUGUUCAAGAAUUAUGUAAGAGUGAAUUGAUCGAGUACCAAAGGUUUACAUUUGUUACCAUUAACAUCGGCUGUGCAGAUUUAAAUAAAGGCAUUUGAGGCUGAUAACGAGCAACUAGUUUGUUGCUUAGCUGUGAUGUAGCCCUAGUGAUCUAUGAAGAGAGAUUUUCGGUCAAAUAUGCGUUAUCAGCAGCGAGAGUUUCAUUGGUAUGGGAAGCCAUUUUUGCCCUCGUACAUUACGCAUAUUUUCUUCGCUGAGGUAACUAAACCUAGCUUUUAGAAAACCGAUUUAAUGCUCAAGGGAAGGAGAGUUAGAUAAUGUUAACAUAAUGUCGUUGGGUAAGUUAUUUUCCAUCUAAAAUUCAGAUUAUGUACGGUGUAUGGAAUGUUAGAAAGGAGAGCUUUCUGCGGGUAAACAAAAGCGAAGAAAUCAUGUUUUCAAGGUUUUAUGUUGUUUUCAAUAAUUAUCGAAGGUCAAUGUGCGUUGUGGUGAAUGCCGAAACGUUUCCUUUGAGAAUUUCACAUUUCGUCAUUUCAAAUUUUUCUGCAUAUCUUCCACGAACAGUUUUGGCAAUUUCUUCCAUGGUAAUGCUAAUAUUUGAAACUGAAAUCAUUUUGUCGACAGUGACGUUUAAACAAAGUCGGCCAACAAUGAACCAAGACAUCGCUCACGAUAGAAAAUAUUCAUAUGACUAGAAACUGCUGCAUGUAAUAUGGGGCGAAAUCGCAAGAGACGAUACAGUGAAGCUGCUACUUUUGGCAGAACAAACCGAACGUCCGAUUUUGAGGAAGGAAGGCGACGUAGUGAGAGCGAUAAAUGGUCAUAUGACUCACGAGCUUUCUCGCCUAAACGACGACGCCUAACAGAUACGAGGGGAGGGGAGAGUCAGGAGGAGGCGGUACCUUUAGGAUACAAGGCCUUGGAGGAAAUAUGGAAAGCAGAUUCAGAUGAAAAUAGGAUAUUGGAACUAGAACUCAGAUCUGAAAGAUUCAAAGCGUUGCUAAGUUCCAAGACAGAAAUAAAUCCAGGUGUCAUGAGGCUUACCAUCUGUGUACUCCAUCAGCUUUGUUGUUCCCGUAAUAUACUUUUAUGUCAUGUUGAAGAGUUGUUACGUUUGGUGAUAGAAAGCAAUUUCAUGUGUUCACGACUGUCUGGUUUCAUCAGCCGAAUGAUGUUUUAUGCAGAAAAAGAAUUUGAUAAGUUCCAAUCAUCUGAUCUGAUCUUCAGUUUGGCGGAAGUAUUUCUCCACUUCCUGCAGAGAUUUGGACGCGAAGUAGCUCACGAAAUUCCUGUGUUUACGCUCGAAGACACCGUGAUGCAACUAAAAGCAAAAAGGCUUUUACACGACGUAGGUACACUGGAAAAGAAAGUUUCCCAAGUCAAAGAACUACGACAAGGAGUCAUUAAUCAAGAAAUGAUGCCUAACUGGGACGAAGAAGAGGAGUUGGAAGUCGAGCCCCCGCAGAGUUUUCGAGAACUCAGUGUUUUCCCAAAAGCCUCAGAUCUUAGCAUUUCACAUAAUCCCUUUCUCCGUGUCAAUGUUGUCGACCAGCGCGGCUACAGAGAUCUGGAACAUUACUUAGAUGUUCAGUUUCGGCUUGUUCGAGAAGACUUUAUCAUACCACUGCGGGAAGCUAUCAUGGAGCUUCGGAGGGACAACGGCGGCCUAGCAGCUAGUGGCAGCAAGGACAAAGAACGCGCCAAAGACGUGUACUUCUACCGAGACGUCACUGUGUUGUAUCCCGUAUGUAAUGCAAAAGGAAAGGUCUACAGGAUCCGGUUUGACGCAUUUCACCACACUGUGAGGAAAGUCCCUUGGGACAGAUGUAAGCGUUUCAAGAAUGGUUCCCUCUUGUGUUUAGCACCGGAUGACUUUUACACGCCUUUUUUUGCCACAGUCGAGGGUCGAGAUCCCAAAGAACUUUGCCUGGGUGAGCUUGAUGUGCGAUUUGAAGGUGUGGAUCUCGAAACAUUAAAUGAAUGGAUCGAUUCCAAGACGAAAUUUGACAUGGUCGAAUCCAAAGCCUUCUUUGAAGCGUACAGAUACGUGUUAGAAGGUAUGAAAGAAAUAUAUCCUGGAGACUUGCCCUUUGAAAAGCACAUUGUGAAGUGUAAGAGUGUCAUUGGUGCUCCAGAUCACAAGCAUCAAACGAACUUCGACUACAACAUGAGUGGAAUAUUACAAGAUGAAAUAGAUGGGAGCAGUGAGUUGCGCCCGUUUGUUGAAUAUGGCAUUAUCAGAGACAGAAACUCUGGAUUUGUGCAGCACCGUCUGACUUCGAGCGAAGAUGUGCUUUACAGUGACGAAGAAGACAUGUCCACUGAUAGCCAAGAUCUUGUGAACGCUUUCGAAUUGCAUGACUACCGAGACAGCCUGGGUUUUAACGACUCACAGCUGCGAGCAUUUCAACUGGCGCUGACCAAAAAGUUUGCUGUCAUUCAAGGGCCGCCAGGGACUGGGAAGACAUAUGUGGGUUUGAAAAUUGCGCGUGUUCUUUUGGAGACAGCUUCCCUCUGGGAAGGAGAGGAUGAGCCGACACCAAUUUUAAUGGUGUCUUACACGAAUCACGCCCUGGAUCAGUUCCUGGAAGGACUUCUGCCAAUGCAAGGUAAGAUUUACCUAAUCCCACCCUUAAGGCUCUUUAAAAUUCUUAUGACACCCUUCCCCCCCCCCCCCCCCCCCCGCCUCAUUUGCAUUUAAUUAGCGGUCAAUUUUCCAUAGUCCCCCUUUACACUCUGUUAUUGACGACUGAUGACUGAUCCCCCUAAUCUUCCCCUGACCAACCACCACCCUCAGGUGAAAAAGGGACAACUGGUCCCUAAAGCGAUCUGAAAUUCUCAAUGUUGCAUUUGCCUUCCUCAUAGGGAUUGUUCGUGUCGGUGGGCGGUCUAAAAGUGAAAAACUUGAACCCAAUAUGCUCCACUUCGUUCGCGAGCAAGCUCGUGAAAACAAGGAAAUUCCUGGCAGAAUUACCAGAGCGAGAACAAAGACUAACAAGAAAAUUAGAGCGCUGAAGGAGGAUGGAACUCUAGACCUGUCAAUACUGGUGAUGAAGCUUGCAAGAAGAGGAGUCCUGUCCUUUCAUUUAAUACAUCAGUUCAUGUUGGAACGCCACGCCCGUUGGUUUGAGAGAGAAUUCGACAACCAAAAUAAACGGAACGCGAACGAAUUCUUCUGUAAAUGGCUUGAUGUAGAGAAACAAGAGGCUGCAAAAGACCUCAGGGACACAGAUACUUGUGAUUUCCAUGACGAAGAUUUUCAAAGGCAAGUUUCGUUCCGCACCUUUGCCGAUGAAGACGAUGCUCAAGAGGAAGGUGACUUACGCAUCGCAACCAAGCCCUCAGAUGUGCUGAUUUGCGAAAUCAACGACUCUAAAAGACCCUUGCGACUACAAAGAAACCUCCAAGCUGUAGAAGUUAUGCCUGAGAACGAAGAAAAGCGCGUAUUCCUCUCACAAAGGUUAUCGCAACAACAGCGCUGGAAUCUAUACAGGCUAUGGCUCCAGAGAGCUGAGAAAAACUAUUUAAAACAAAUACAAGACAAACAACCCGAAUUCGAAAAAUUCCAGGCUCGCUUGAACGAGCUGCGGGAGGAGGAGAACGCAAUUGUUCUCAAGAAUGCACGUGUCAUUGGCAUGACAACCACCUGCGCCGGCAAAAACCGCCGUAUUCUUCAGCGGAUUCGCCCCAAAAUUGUUUUAGUCGAAGAAGCCGCUGAAGUACUCGAGGCUCACAUUAUUACCUCAUUGACUCCAGGCUGUCAGCAUUUGAUUUUAAUUGGUGAUCAUCAGCAGCUAAGACCCACCCCCGCAGUCUAUGAUUUAGCCAAGAGGUUCAAGCUGGAUGUGUCCCUGUUUGAGCGAAUGGUGAAUGUUGGAAUGCAAUGCGAGAUGCUAAACGUACAGCAUCGUAUGAGACCUGAAAUCGCUGCCCUGAUGAAACACAUUUAUGACGAUCUAGAGAAUGACGAGUCGGUGGAGAAAUAUGAAGAUAUCAAAGGAAUGAAGAAGAACAUGUUCUUCAUCAGCCACAAUUACACGGAAGUGUCGUGUUAUCAGUCGCACAGUCACGUGAAUGAGCACGAAGCCAAGUUUUUGGUCGCGCUAUGUCGAUAUUUACUGCAGCAAGGAUACAAAGCCGAUCAAAUUACCCUGCUGACAACCUACAUGGGACAAAUGUUUGCCAUCAGAGAAUCUCUCAAAGCUGAAAAAGAUCAAUCCUUGAGAGGUGUCCGUGUGACAACAGUUGACAACUUUCAAGGUGAAGAAAACGACAUCAUCCUUCUGUCACUCGUGCGCAGUAACAAAGAUAAGAAAGUAGGAUUUCUGAAGAUUGUCAACCGCGCAUGCGUGGCUCUCUCUCGUGCAAAGAAAGGUUUCUACUGCAUCGGAAACUUUGACCUCCUUUCCACUCACAGUGACAUCUGGCGGAAGAUUGUAACAGAUCUCAGAGCGAAUGGAAGAAUUUGCAGCAAUUUACAGCUGGUUUGCCAGAUUCACCACACAGAAGUCCGCGUCAAACUCGCCAGCGAUUUUAAGAAAAAGGUUCCUAAUGGGGGAUGCCAGCGUGAGUGUAACGUGCGGUUGGAGUGCGGUCACACAUGUAAACAGCUCUGUCAUCCUGAUGAUGUUGAACACGAGAACUACAGAUGUAUAGAGCCAUGCCGUAAUACCAUCAACGGCUGCUCUCACAAGUGCCCCAAGCUUUGCUUCGAAGCGUGUGAAACGAAUUGUGCGGUUCUGGUGCGGAAAAUGCAACCACUUUGUGGGCACAUCAAUACCAUGAGGUGUGGUCAGGAUGAGAAAAGGGUGAAGUGCAAGGAAAACUGCGAAAAGAAGCUCCCGCAAUGUGGUCACCAGUGCCAAAACUUAUGUGGAGAACCAUGCACGAAAAACUGCAAAAAACGCGUUAAGAGACGGGAUUGGCCAUGUGGACAUGAUGUGACAGUCGCGUGUUCUGCUAAGCCCGACGAAUGCCCAGUACCCUGCUCCUCCAUAUUGGAAUGUGGGCACCAGUGUUCUGGAACCUGUGGAGAAUGUCGAAUGGGUCGAAUUCAUAAGCGGUGCAACCAAAGGUGUGAUCGUCUGUUAGUGUGUUCGCACAAGUGUAGAGAAUCUUGCAUCGCAGCGUGUCCACCGUGUUCAAGGCAAUGUGAAAACCGAUGCGUGCAUAACUACUGCGCGAGAAAGUGUGGUGAGCUGUGCGUGCCAUGCAGUGAAGAAUGCACGUGGAAAUGUCCGCAUCACAAGUGCUCUAAGCUUUGUGGAGAGUUAUGCAACAGGCCAAGGUGCAACGUACGGUGCAACAAAAUCAUCAAAUGCGGAAGACGUCGUCAUAUCUGCUACGGUUUAUGUGGAGAGCAGUGUGUUUGUGUCUCCUGUGACAAGAAUGACGGGUCUCCCAUUACUGAAAUUUUCUUUGGUGAGGAAGACCAAGACGAUGCACGUUUCAUCAAACUAUCAGACUGUAAACACAUAUUUGAAGUAACAGGACUUGACAAGUAAGUUGAUCCCAAUUUUUGUUAAAGUAUUUGAAAAUACAGCGAAAACAGUCAGCUGCUUAUUUUACUUAAGAAACUUUAGAGACCCAUAAGAUUCCAAUUGGAAUGGAGGAUGGACAGUAAUGAUAAGAAAAUGGAUUCAUUACUCAAAAUCGCCGCGUCAGCGGUGUGGUCGACUAUGACGUUAAGUAAACUUGGAAGACAAUCCACACUGAAUCUACGAAGUACUUAGUGCCACAAAUAUAUAUACCGCUGACAAAAAGCCUUAGAUGGGCUCAAAACGUUUUCAUUUUACCUGGAAAAGGAGACAAAUUUCAGGAAAUAGCACAUUCUAUAUCACACUCUUUUCUGCAGGUACAUGGACGACGAAGAAAGUGGCGCGAUUAAACUAAAGUCCUGUCCUCGCUGUCUCACCCCUAUUCUUACGAGCCUCCGAUACAGCAACGUUAUUAAACAGCAGCUAUGCGACAUAGAGAAAGUGAAGAUACGUGCCAAUGGUCAUCCGAACGAGAUGAGACUCACCAAGCAGAAAUUACAAGCACGUCUUACAGGUUUAAAACGAUUUUUGCGACGACAAGAUGGAGGAGUGGAAAAGACUGGAGAGCAGUUUGAAAGGAAUGGCCAGAGUAACAGUGGCAGUUACAGAAAACCGGGUGAUGUUUAUGGAGAAGUUUUGCGUAAUGAGACAGAAGUUGGAUCAAUGUUUUCUCUGCCAUGCACCUCGAAACUUGAGCACUGACAUCGUUAUGACAGGUAAGUACGAAAUUAUGAAGGUUUCUUAUCAACCUUUGUAUACGCCGGUGGAGUCUUACUGCUAUUGUCAUUACGGCAGAGGUUAUCAAUAGGUAUUAAAGAAGCGCAUUUUGAUCAACGUCGGUACCGGACCAACUGUCGACCUACCCUAAACUAACCCCAUUAACCCUGACUUGUUAUCAGUUGACUGUUGUUCGGCUAGGGGAGGGGUAGGUGCGUAGGUGCUCUGAUACUGACUUUGAUCUCCAGGUUCUCACAAAUCAAAUUUGACUUGACAUUGUCGAUACUUCUAUUGACUGUGGCUCUCGACCAAUCAGCACGAAGGAAUUCCAGUAGCAGUCCGUUUGAGGUCCAGCCCACUCGGACCAUCGGACUUCACUAUAGGAAAUUUUUCUGACUGUUUCUAAAACCGACGUAGCAGUGGAAAGUGCCUUAGAAAAUCUCGCAGGGAACGGAAAAUCUAUUCCCAUUAUCUAUUUGCUAAAAAAUUAUAGAUUUUUGGAGAAGAAGUUACAUCUUAAUCCCUUAGGGUCACUUGCAUUUACAUGGAAAAUUCCGGCGUUCCUGAAUGAGUUUCUUAUUUUUGUUUCCAUGAAUAGCUAUGGCAGUGCAGAAGGACUUAGAGUAUCUGAGGAAACGCUUCAUGUCUCAGGGAGUCACAGAGAGGGAACUGCAUGAUAUAAGAGUUGAAUUCAGUCGACAAAACCUCCAACUUGAGCUGUGUUUGUUGUGGCACAACGCCAGGAGCCUGGGCUUAAACCUUAAGAGGAAUUACCGUAAAACUAUGACGUCGAUACAAGAUGAACUGUCCAGCGGCAGAAUUGUGAAGGAAGAGAGACUUGAUAUGUACCUGGGAAAGUUGGGUGAUAUCAGGUGACUUAAUCUUUUUUUUAUGUGUUGAAGUGCGUGCUACUUCAUUGGAUGACUGCAAGGGUCAGGCCGGUUCAUCAGCCGGUGUACCUAGCAGUUUUGUGCGUCUUCGAAUAAGAAGUGAAUAGGAGUCGCGGAGUAGAUAGGGGAGAUUUUCUCCUCUUCAUGCUCUUGUGGCUUUGAAUCUCAGAGUACGAGUUUUCUAGUUAAGAAUAAAUGCUCUAAAAGCAAACUGAAAUCAAAACUUCCUGCCUUUUAAGCGUCAAAGUCAUAUUUUUGGUCCUGAACUCUUGUCGACUUGCUUAUAUCUAGUGUAAUUGACAAAAUGGGUGGAUAACUUUCACUGAGGAAAUUAUCAUUAUUCAUCUCUUGAGAGGGGGCUAGAGGAUUUUAGUUGUGUUACAAUCAACUUCACCUGAUCCCCCAUAAGGCUCUGUAAUAUUUUCAUAAUCCCCCUCUUUGGCAGUUAAUUAGCAGACAAUUCUCUAUAGUCCCCCCUUAUAAUCUCUUGGCGGCGACUGAUAUCCCCUCUGUUUCCCUGGAGAACCAUGUGACCCUCCAAAAUUUUCCGCCCCCCCUUCCCCUCCCCAAGGCAAUAAAUAAUGACUGAUCCCUGCGACUGUUUCUUCCAGUUACACCUCUGCCUUGCUUAGCUUCCACUUUGUCAAUUUAGUUGAUUUUCAGGUGCGCAAAUCUUUCUGUAAAGUUCUUCGUUCUUUCUUGACCUUUGCACUUCCCAGAAUACACGUCCAAUUUGUUUUACCCCGGAGUUUUCCUAGUUGUUUUCAGUAUCUCUUGAGACGUGUCGUUGUCUCAUUGAAGUGGAUGAUGUGCUGCUCCUUUUAAUUUUAGGCGCGCCCACCCAGUUCUCUCGCCGUUGACACCUGAGGAAAAAACUCAGAUCGUGGCAGCCAUGAACUUCAAAACGGGUCAUUGGUUCAAAUGUCCCAAUGGACACGCCUACGUCGUUGGUGAGUGCGGUGGCCCCAUACACAGAACCACGUGUCCUGAUUGCGGACUUGUGAUUGGUGGAUCAAAUCACAGUCUGGAGGAAGGAAACCAAUUGGCUUGGGAGAUGGAUGGUGCGAGGCGCAAGGCAUGUAAACAUUGUUAAUGAAACAUUGAAUGGUUUUACCAUGAACUUUAACUUAAGCCCACGUUUUACAUGUGUAUUUUUUUCAACUCUACUGCAGUCCUCGAGAAGGUGUAAUAUUACCUUUACUAACAAAACACAGAACCAAAAUAAUUUGUGGCGAUUUGCGCUAAGUGAGAAUUUUUUUCGCCGCGCUCCUUGUGGAGUUCCCACACUUUUUUUUCAAUUUUAUUUUCUAUUUCAUUGUUACCAGCAAUUGAAAAGGUUUUUUUUUCUCAAGUUCCAUUGCGCAUGUCAGAUUUUCUGGCGGCGUCCUCCGUUGUUUUGUCUCAUAGCUGGUUAACCUUUGCUUGCCUUUCAUAAGCAUAUGAUUUACCAGGCGAUAAUUUAAAGUUGAAGAUUAUUAACUCAACAGUAGUCUAGUUAUGAUUUAUUUUCUAAAGUAACACUCAACACAGACCAAGAGAGCAAUUUUCAAUUGAGAGUCGAAAGUAGAGCAGGAUUUCUUUGUUUUGUUUUGUUUUUUUUGCUCUGUCAUUGGUCCAGAAAACUUAUGUCACUCUCUCAACCAAUCAGAUGCAAAACUAAAACCAAUCACGACUUGGUCGCCCGCGUUUUCCCGCGCUUCAGGCAGUUUGGUUGUUUUAGCUUUGAGAUCUCAUUGGUUCUUAAAGGUAUUUUCCUUCCUUUUGAUUGGCCAUUGUGAUUACUUUGAUUUUGGAUUUAUUACACUCAAUCGAGAAACGCUCGAAACGCAAAAGGAAUCGUACAAUUGAGUGCCCCCCCCCCAUGAAUGGGGGGGGGGGGCUUGAGGUUCGUUUCUCGAAAAUACUGGUAGCUUAACUAGCGCGAAACUAUAUUCAAAAAUCCAAAUGUAUGAAGUAGAACUUAAUCAUCUCAAACAUAUCCGAUAUGUUUGGUUUCUUGAUAUUUUCAUUUCUGAAUUUUAAAACUAUGAAUACCAUGAUUUUGUUUGUUGACUCGUAAAGAAAAUAACAGCAACAAAAAAGAAAAAAACAACCCGCUUUUUGGGGGCUGGGUACUACUGAGAAACGCCUCCCCUGGUGUUACAUCGAGCAUAUACCGUGAUCAUAUUCAUUUAUUCUCUUAUUGUUUUUAUUUUUUGAUAAAAAAAAAAAAAUGAGUCGGCUUCAUUCUUAGGUAGACAGUAAUCUCGUUUUAGUCUUGAUAUGUAACAAUUUAAAUUUAUAAACUGUUUAUUAUCUCUUGGUAGCAACUGUAGUUCGUGUUAGGAUGGCUAGAUUUACCUCUGUACAGCUAUCACGUGUAUUUCUGAUUUAAAUUUUAAAGAGUUCUUACUACAAGAUAUGUAUUGCAAAGAUGAAGGUGAGCUCCAUGAUUGAAUUAGUAACAGAUCAGAGUUGGAGCAAUUUUCAAUUGGGUGUCGAAUAUAAUUGGGAUUUCAUUGCUUUUUGCCUUUUCUUGCUUUGUUAUUGGAUUAAAAUACUCGUGCUACAAUCUCAACCAAUCAGGAGCACUUCUAAAAACAGUGGUGACUUGGUCACGUGUGUUUUCCCGCGCUCGUGGGCGUUUGCUGUUUUUUACUCUAAGAUCUUAUUGGCUUUCUGAGAUAUUUCCUUCGUUGUGAUUGGUCGUUGAGGUAAAUUUGGUUUUGGUUUUACUGCUUAAUGGAAAAUUAGGAGCCAGAUGAAAGCUGUAGGUGGCAUUCUUAGAAUUGAAUGAAUUAGAAUGAGGACAGUUUGUUCGGUUUACUCGCAAGUAUAGAGGAACAGCACAAGUUAUUUCCGCUGACCCAGUUCAGUCGAGAAAGUCAACUCUGUAACGAAGUCUCCAGAAAUUAAUAGAACAUUGAUUUACCACAACGCUAUUGCAUAAGCUGAGCUAGAAACUUCUCCAUAUUCAGGAACAUUAGCGUCUAGAAUGUGCUAAAAAUAGUGUUUCAGAAAUAAGUAUGAUGUAAUCGGCUGCUAUAAAUAAGGUUCGAGAUCGUAAGGUUUUCAGAAGUUUAAGAUAAAUAAUAAAGUGUUU
Molecule: messenger RNA, 20974 nt
Organism: Pocillopora meandrina
Lineage: Eukaryota; Metazoa; Cnidaria; Anthozoa; Scleractinia; Pocilloporidae
Source: the annotation of a GenBank genome assembly